Messenger RNA from Mycena indigotica, 675 nucleotides. RefSeq lists its product as uncharacterized. Lineage: Eukaryota; Fungi; Basidiomycota; Agaricomycetes; Agaricales; Mycenaceae. The record is from RefSeq and is a predicted model, not a curated record. The transcript is spliced from 5 exons. Bases 1 to 675 code for a protein of 224 amino acids.
AUGGCCCCUAAAUAUUUGUGUUGCCUUCCCUUACGAUUGGGAGUUCUCAUUAUCUCCUUCCUCGAAUUCCUGUCUAGCGCUCUCGUGUCUGGUGUAAUGAUUGCACUUCUCAUUUUUGACGCUCAAGACAAGUCCCGCUGGACUGUUGGAGACACAACCGUGGACGUCCAACUGAGCGGAAGAUACAAGUACAUUGCUCUCGCGAUCGCCGUCAUCUAUGCCUUCGUCGCCAUCAUCUCGCUCCUGGGCUUCAUUGGUGCUAUUCGGAAGAAAGAGUCGAUGGUCCGAAUAUUUUCUACGCUCUGCAAAAUAAGCCUCGUCUGCCAAAUAGCAGUAACGCUUGCUGCGAUCAUCUUGUCCAUUGUGGACCGGAGUCAGCUCAAGAAAUUGUGUGUCGGGAGCUCAACGACGCAAGCUGUCAUCGACGCCUGCGACAACUUCGCAAACCGAAGGGUUUGGGAGAUGAUUUUGGGCUCCGUCUUGCCGAUAUUAUUCCAAGCCUACGGAGUAUAUAUCAUCGCUGCAUACGCAAGAAAGCUGCGGUCAGAACAAAAUUCCAUUCCUGGAUAUCGCAGUGGGCCUGCCUACGUCAAGGUGCAAGGGGAGGAGGCUCACCCAUUAACCCAAAGCGCCUUCCCACCGGCGGGCUACAGCGACGCAAGUCACAAAGUCUAA